Messenger RNA from Nerophis lumbriciformis (worm pipefish), 1752 nucleotides. NCBI's taxonomy places the organism in Eukaryota, Metazoa, Chordata, Actinopteri, Syngnathiformes, Syngnathidae. The record is from RefSeq and is a predicted model, not a curated record.
AUGGCGGUCUCUGUGUUCCCCGGUGUACGGCUCCUGUCCAUCGGAGACGCCAAUGGAGAUAUACAGCGACACUCGGAACAGCAACCUCUGCGAUUGGAAGUUAAAACCACACAGGACGCCGCAUUACUCAACCUCUCUAAUGGGGAAGAUGCGAGUGUCUUCAAGUGUUCCGUUUCGAGGGAAACAGAAUGCAGCAGAGUGGGGAAGCAGUCAUUCAUUAUCACACUAGGCUGCAACAGCGUCCUAAUUCAGUUUUCUUCACCUGCAGACUUUCAGUCUUUUUAUAACGUCUUGAAGAACUGUCGAGGUCAUCUUUGUGAGCGGUCAGUUUUUAGUGACAGAACAGAAGAAUCAUCUGCUGUACAGUACUUCCAGUUUUAUGGCUACCUCUCACAACAACAAAACAUGAUGCAGGACUAUGUGCGUACAGGGACCUACCAACGGGCUAUUUUGCAGAACCACGCCGACUUCAAGGACAAGAUCGUGCUUGAUGUUGGAUGUGGCUCUGGAAUUCUGUCGUUCUUCGCAGCCCAGGCCGGCGCUAAGAAGGUCUAUGCUGUGGAAGCAAGCACAAUGGCUCAGCAUGCAGAGGUACUGGUUAACAGUAACCGUCUAGGGGAGCAUGUGGUCGUUGUACCAGGAAAGGUGGAGGAGGUGACGCUUCCUGAACAAGUGGACAUCAUCAUAUCCGAACCAAUGGGCUACAUGCUUUUCAAUGAGCGGAUGCUAGAGAGCUACUUGCAUGCGAAGAAGUUCCUUAAACCCAAUGGUAAAAUGUUCCCCACUGUUGGGGAUGUUCACAUUGCUCCUUUCACAGAUGAGCAGCUAUACAUGGAGCAGUUCACAAAAGCCAAUUUCUGGUAUCAGCCCUCCUUCCAUGGUGUAGAUCUAUCUGCGCUGCGGGGUGCAGCAGUGGAUGAGUAUUUUCGCCAGCCUAUUGUGGACACAUUUGAUAUCCGCAUCCUGAUGGCGAAGUCAGUCAAAUAUACAGUCAACUUUCUGGAGGCUAAAGAAGAGGAUCUUUACAGGAUAGAGAUCCCCUUUAAAUUCCACAUGAUGCACUCUGGCCUUGUACAUGGUCUGGCUUUCUGGUUUGACGUGGCAUUUAUGGGAUCACUUAUGACAGUAUGGCUGUCCACUGCGCCUACAGAACCACUUACUCACUGGUAUCAGGUUCGCUGUUUGCUGCAGUCUCCUCUCUUCACAAAGGCUGGAGAUACACUAUCCGGCACUGCACUACUAGUGGCCAACAAGAGGCAAAGUUACGACAUCAGCAUUGUUGCCCAGGUGGACCAGACUGGAUCUAAGUCCAGCAACCUGUUGGAUUUAAAGAACCCCUUUUUCAGGUACACGGGUACCACCCCAAACCCGCCUCCUGGGUCACAUUACUCCUCGCCCUCAGAAAAUAUUUGGAACACAGGAGUAGCCUACAGCAUGAGUCAAGGGAUGUCCGUAUCAGGAAUGCCUGCGGCUUAUGACCUUAGUACAGUCAUUGGCAGUGGCCCAUCAGUCUCUCACAACAACCUAAUCCCUCUAGUGAACACGAGUAUUGUGAACCACACCCACUCCAGGAUGGGCUCCAUCAUGAGCACAGGAAUUGUCCAGGGUAUGUCCACCACAACCGGCCAGUCAGGUCCCAGUAGCAGUGGUAGUAUCUAUCCGGUCACCAACCAGUUCACCAUGGGGGGUGCUGCAAUCUCGAUGGCCUCUCCCAUGGUCUUCCCCAGUAACACCAUGCAUUAUGGCAGUUAA